AUGCGCAAUCUAAAGAACGUGCGCCUGGCGGAGAUCCAGCUCCAAACCAAGCUCUCAUUGACUGCAACAGCUUGGGAUACCUCCUCGCAUUCCAUCGUCUGUGCGUUCGGACCAGAAGAAGGGAAUCAAGUCAUUGAAUUGCGGAGGAAACGCCAUGAUGCCCGCUACACAUCUCCCGCCAGUCUGGAGGACUUUGAGACCAUCGCAUCGUGGGACGCUCCAUGUCCUCUCCCUGACUUGCCCUGUGAUAGUGUGCUGUCACUGCAGUAUUUUGCAGACAAUCUGACUGCAGUUCUCGUUUUGCAAGGAGGAGACAUCAUUAUAGUUCGAGAGGAUCCUCAGCCUGGGGAGGACAAGAUUGAGAUUCUGGGCUCGGUUGAUGUCGGUAUCACUGCGGCAGCCUGGUCUCCCGAUGAGGAGCUUUUGGCAAUAACCACGAGAGCAAACACGCUUCUUUACAUGACCCGCGAGUUUGAGAAUGUUGCAGAGAUUACUUUCACCCCAGAUGAUCUCAAGCUUUCACGGCAUGUCUCUGUUGGAUGGGGAAAGAAGGAAACUCAAUUCCAGGGCAAGCGAGCAAAAGCGUUGCGAGAUCCCACAAUGCCUGAAAAAGUCGACGAAGGCAAGUUCAGCAGUUACGAUGAUUCUCGGACUUCAAUUACGUGGCGAGGUGAUGGCGCCUUUGUUGCCGUGAACAGCGUCGAGACCGGUAUCCGCCGCGUUAUCAGAGUAUACUCGAGAGAAGGUGCUCUUGACAGUGUUAGUGAACCGGUCGAUGGCUUGGAAGGAGCUUUAAGCUGGAGGCCGGCGGGCAAUAUUAUCGCCGGUAUUCAGCGUCUGGAUGAUCGUAUUGACGUGGUCUUCUUUGAGCGCAACGGACUGCGUCACGGCCAGUUCACGUUGAGAUUAUCAGAUAAAGAGCGAGGGAGCUGGGGCUCGGAUAUCUAUCUAAACUGGAACAUUGACUCUACCGUCUUGGCUGUGCAGUUCAAGGAUCGUAUCCAGUUAUGGACAAUGGGCAACUACCAUUACUACCUCAAGCAAGAGAUCCCACUUGUUAGCGAGGGAAAGAAUUUGUUCCGCUGGCAUCAAGAAAAGACCCUCAGAUUUAUUGCCGCUUCUUCCAAUGUCUUGAUGGACAGUGAUUGGGUUUUUGAUGUCUCACAUGGCUCGACAACCAGUCCAGAUGAUUAUGGGGCAGUCGGGGUCAUCGAUGGAAGAACUCUGAAACUGACUCCAUUGAGACUCUCUGGAGUCCCACCCCCAAUGGCUCACUGUGAAAUCAGCGUCGAUUCGAAUAUAGUGGACAUUGCAUUCAGUCGAACGGGAAGCAGAAUCGCAGUACUCACCACAGAUAAUUUCUCUAUUUUCGAGUGGUCCUUGAAAAGUAAACCAGUGCCAUCGCCGCUGUUGGAAUCCAGCUAUCCUCUUCCGCAGAACUUGAACUCUCGGCCAAGGCAAAUUGCCUUCCUUGGUGACAGUGAAGUUUUUGUUCUCAUUCAUCAUGAUCCUUUUGACCGUCGAAUUGAGAGAACAAGAUUAGACACCCGUGAGACCAUAAUUUCAUAUACUGCUAGUGCAGAGGAAGACAUUAAAAGUAUAUUCACGAGUAUUAAGCAUGACAAGCUUUGGAUCUCGAAAUCCUCUGAGACAACAAUGGGCACAACAUACUUGGAAGGAGUUCUGUCGCCAGAAAAACCUGAGGCUUCUCCUUUCGAGCAAGCUCCAUUGGUGGAUACUCAUUGGGCGGCGAGCACCAGCAUAUCGGACAAUCAGGAGCAGAAUAUCUUGAUUUCAUUGACUCGAACAGGCGCUUUGUACGCCAAUCGACGUUUGUUGGCAAAGAAUUGUACUUCUUUCACGAUCACACCUGCUCAUAUUAUAUUCACCACUACUCAACAUCUUCUAAAAUUUGUUCAUAUUACGAAUGUGGAAGAUAUGGAGGUCCCCGCUGAUACACCGGAAACCGAUGAGAGAUGUAGAAGCAUUGAACGUGGCGGAAGGAUAGUAACAGUGACACCGUCGAACUUCGCUGUGACACUGCAGAUGCCUCGAGGGAAUUUGGAAACCAUAUACCCGCGGGCAUUAGUUUUGGCUGGAAUCCGAAGCUUUAUUGAUGCAAAAGACUAUCGCUCAGCGUACCUUGCGUGCCGUUCCCAGAUGGUCGAUAUGAAUAUUCUACAUGAUUACGCCCCGCUGCAAUUCAUGGAGAACGUCCCACUCUUCAUUACACAGGUCAAGAGAGUUGAUUAUAUUGACGAAUUCCUGUCGCGGUUGAGCGAAGAUGAUGUUUCCAAGACUUUGUAUAAUGAUACACUGAAAUUAUCAAAAGCUGAAGCCGAAGCUAUGGGCCAGGCAGGUGUUGAUGCAGGUGUCAGGAAACCACCGAGUAUCUCCAAAGGCGGCAAGAUAAAUGGCAUUUGUGAUGCAUUCUUAGCAGCAUUGAAGAACAAACUUGACACGAACUUGCAGAAUUUGGUCACAGCUCACGUAUGCAAGUCUUCUCCAGAUCUUGAUGCUGGAUUACAGCUGGUAGCAAAUUUGAGAGUGCGAAAUUCGGGACAAGCCGAAGAAGCUAUUGAGCAUAUGUGUUUCUUGACCGAUGCCCGUCAUCUCUACAAGAAUGCUCUUGGGCUAUAUGAUCUUGAGCUCACUCUUCUCGUCGCCCAGCAGGCCCAAAUGGAUCCGCGCGAAUACCUCCCCUUCCUACGAAAGCUCCAGACUCUACCGGAUCUUCGCCGGCAAUUCGAAAUCGACAACUACUUAGGUCGAUCGGCCAAAGCCCUCAAGCAUCUUCAUGCUUUAGAAGCCUAUGAGGAGCUGAAGCAGUACGCUAUAAAGCACAGCCUUUAUCUGGAAGCCCUAGAACUCUAUAAGUACCAAACGGAUAAUCUGAGGGAAAUGACUCAUUUAUAUGCCGACUACUUAUACGAACAGAGUAAUUACAAGGAGGCUGCAAUUGCUUACGAGUCGCUUGGCAUCUAUGAAGAAGCAUAUAAAUCUUACCAAAUCGCUCACCAGUGGCGCGAAUCCUUAUUCUGCGCUCUCAUGGUACCUUUACCGGAGACCGAGCUGCAAAGCCACGCCAUCGAACUAGCUACAACCUUGGUAGAGGAGAACAAGGAUUAUGUAGCAGCGGCGCAAAUACAGGCAGAUCACCUGAAAGACUAUCGCGCAGCAGCGCGACUGUUUUGCCGCGGCUCUCGUUUCGCAGACGCCACACGGGUCCUAGCCAUAAACGGCCUUCAAGAUGCCAUCCCCGACAUCGUUGAUAGCGGACUAGGAGAAGCAAUGGGAUCGACAACAGAUUUCUUAGCCGAUUGCAAAUCCCAAUUGAACGCACAAGUGCCUCGAAUCCGGGAGCUGCGCGAAAAACGUCUUGCAGAUCCCCUGGCAUUCUUCGGCGGCGAUCCAUCCAUGGACGCAGGUGCAGGCGCUGACAUUCCAGAUAACGUCUCCCUCGCACCCACAGACGCCUCGACAGCCGCCGGUAAAACCUUGUUCACAAGAUACACAGGCGGAACGGCAAUGACGAGACGAACGUCGAAAACUCGACGUCGCGAAGAACGUAAGCGAGCCGCUGGACGUAAGGGCACGGUUUACGAGGAGGAAUAUCUGGUGAACAGUGUGCGGCGUCUUAUUGAGCGGGUCAAUAGCACGUUUGACGAAGCCAAUUCGUUAAUAGAAGGGCUUUUACGUCGUGGGAUGAGGGAACGUGCGGUUGCGGUCGAGAAGGCUCUUCAGGAAGUGUUAGACAUGUGCUCUUCGUCUUUGCAUGAAGUGUUUGAGCAAGAGGAAGAACAGCAGCAACAGCAACAAGAAGAUGAAAAUAACGCUGCGGAAGGGCAAAAGGCUCAGGCUACUGGUGGCGAUGCAGUCUUCUUGGAGAGUUUGUAUGGAGGGCAGAAACGACCAGCACCGAUUGUGAAGCAGUUUUCCAAAAUGGCUCUUUUGGGCUAA
This is a messenger RNA of Talaromyces atroroseus, 3960 nucleotides long. RefSeq lists its product as hypothetical. The transcript has 9 exons. The record is from RefSeq and is a predicted model, not a curated record. NCBI's taxonomy places the organism in Eukaryota, Fungi, Ascomycota, Eurotiomycetes, Eurotiales, Trichocomaceae. Gene Ontology annotation, molecular function: tRNA binding. Gene Ontology annotation, cellular component: elongator holoenzyme complex; cytosol. Bases 1 to 3960 code for a protein of 1319 amino acids. Gene Ontology annotation, biological process: tRNA wobble base 5-methoxycarbonylmethyl-2-thiouridinylation.